AUGGAGCAAGAGGUGCAAAAGCGCCAGCAGACGAAUGAAGCUUUCCAAAAGGCGCUCAAGGAAAUCGGAGGAAUCAUUACUCAAGUCGCGGAUGGAGACCUUUCCACGAGAGUCCAGAUCCAUCCACUCGAGAUGAAUCCUGACAUUACGACUUUCAAAGUUACGAUCAACACAAUGAUGGACCAGUUGCAGGUAUUCGCGAGCGAGGUCUCCCGAGUGGCACGAGAGGUGGGCACAGACGGUAUACUGGGCGGUCAGGCGCAGAUCGUCGGGGUACAUGGCGUUUGGAAGGAGCUCACCGAUAACGUAAAUGUCAUGGCAUCCAAUCUCACAGACCAAGUCCGUGAGAUCGCCCUUGUUACUACAGCGGUCGCUCACGGCGACCUGAGUCAGAAAAUUGAACGGCCUGCCAAAGGCGAGAUUUUCAAUCUCCAGCAGACCAUUAACACGAUGGUGGACCAACUUCGUACAUUUGCCAUGGAGGUCAAUCGUGUUGCGCGAGAUGUUGGAUCUGAAGGCGUCCUUGGUGGACAAGCACAAAUCUACGGCAUCCAGGGAAUAUGGAAGGAGCUCACUGUCAAUGUCAAUGCCAUGGCGAAUAACUUGACAACACAAGUUCGUGAUAUCGCCACGGUAACAACUGCAGUCGCAACCGGAGACCUCACACAGAAGGUUCAAGCUGAAUGCAAAGGCGAAAUACUUGCUCUGAAAGAAAUUAUCAACUCGAUGGUCGACCAACUCCGACAAUUCGCGCAGGAAGUCACGAAGAUAGCGAAAGAGGUUGGCACAGAUGGCGUUCUCGGGGGUCAGGCGACAGUUCACGAUGUUGAAGGGGUUUGGAAGAACUUGACAGAGAAUGUCAACGGGAUGGCAAUGAACCUUACCACCCAGGUGCGAGAGAUAGCAGAUGUUACCACGGCUGUGGCCAGGGGUAAUCUUACGAAAAAGGUGACUGCUAAUGUCAAAGGGGAAAUUGCGGACCUGAAGCAUACGAUAAAUGACAUGGUUGAUCGCCUGAACCAAUUUGCAUUUGAGGUCAGCAAAGUUGCACGUGAAGUCGGAAUUGACGGAACACUCGGCGGCCAGGCUGUUGUCGCCAAUGUCGAGGGCGAGUGGAAGACAUUGACAGACAACGUGAAUACAAUGGCUCAGAACCUGACUUCCCAAGUCCGAGCGAUAUCAGAAGUUACUCAGGAAACAAUCAAUGAUAUGGUACAUCAACUGGACCAGUUCGCUCAAGAACUCAAGCGGGUCGCACGUGAUGUUGGCGUGGAGGGAAGAAUGGGAGGGCAGGCUAGCAUCGCCGGCAUGGGCGGUCGAUGGAAAGAGAUCACCGAGGAUGUCAAUAUCAUGGCCGACAAUUUGACUUCCCAGGUUCGUGCAUUCGGAGAGAUCACAAAUGCAGCUACGGACGGAGAUUUCAGCAAAUUGAUCACAGUCAGUGCAUCUGGGGAGAUGGACGAGCUCAAGCAAAAGAUUAACAAGAUGGUCUCGAAUCUACGCGAGAGUAUUCAGCGCAACACUGCGGCAAGAGAAGCAGCCGAACUCGCUAACAGAAGCAAAUCGGAAUUCCUUGCUAAUAUGAGCCAUGAGAUCCGAACGCCAAUGAAUGGUAUCAUUGGUAUGACGCAGUUGACUCUUGACACAGACGAUCUUCAACCAGGCGCAAGAGAGAUGUUAAAUGUUGUGCACGGCCUUGGGAAUAGCCUGCUCACUAUCAUCGAUGACAUCCUUGAUAUCUCAAAGAUUGAAGCAAACCAUGUCGUUAUUGAAGAUAUUCCUUUCAGUCUUGGCAAUAUAGUCUUUAACGCUCUGAAGGCUCUUGGGGUUGAAGCCAAUGAAAAGGCACUAAGUCUCACCUACAUGGUUGACAACUCUGUGCCUGACUUCAUUGUCGGAGAUUCUUUCCGCCUCCGACAAAUCAUUCUGAACCUGAUCGGGAACGCCAUCAAAUUCACCGAGCAUGGAGAGAUCCAACUUACUGUGAAGCAACAGGAGCCAAGAGAAGGUGAUUUUGAUGAAUGUCGCCUUGAGUUCACUGUUUCAGAUACCGGAAUUGGUAUACAUCAUAGCAAGCUCGACUUGGUUUUUGACAAGUUUCAGCAAGCUGACGGUUCAACGACCCGAAGGUUCGGUGGCACAGGCCUUGGCCUGUCAAUAUCAAAGAGACUAGCGAACCUCAUGGAUGGCGAUAUAUGGGUCACAUCAGAUGUGGGUUCAGGCAGCACCUUCCAUUUUACAUGCACCGUUAAGCGAGGAGGUUUGUCUCCUGAAGCUAUGUCCCAGCGGUUAAUGCCUUACCAAGGCCACGGAGUCCUUCUUCUUAUUGAGGGCUGUAACGAGGAUCGUUCGGAACAGAUAUGCCACAUAUUAGCGGAACUCAAGCUUCUUCCCAUUAAGAGUCCCACCAUCCGCGUACUGGCGCAGAUCAGUGCUGACCACUUCCAAAUGAGAGAAGUUCUGCAAGCUGAAGUUGUCAUUUUUGAGGUUAUGGAGACCUUAAUUGGUUUAAGAGCCUUGGAUGACUUUAAAUCGGUUCCUGCCGUCCAAAUAGGACCUGCGAUAUCAGUAAGCAUGAAGGCGGCACUAGAUUUGUGCAUCACCUCAUAUGUGACAAAUCCCUGUCAUUUGAUCGACCUUGGGAAUGGCAUACUUCCCGCGUUCGAGAGCCGGCCGUCCCGAAUCACCAAAGGCCAGACAUAUUCUUUAUCAAUCCUGCUGGCCGAGGACAACGAGGUCAACCAGAAAGUAGCUCUCAAAAUCCUUGAGAAGCACAAUCACUAUGUAACUGUGGUCGAUAAUGGCCUGGAUGCCUUCGUGCAAGUCAAAGAAAGGAAAUUUGAUGCGGUCUUGAUGGAUAUUCAAAUGCCAGUCAUGGGUGGGUUUGAGUCCACCGCCAAAAUUCGGGAGCAUGAACACUCGUUCAAUCUCCCACGCAUGCCGAUUAUUGCUCUCACCGCCCAUGCUAUGUUUGGCGACCGCGAGAGAUGUAUUGAGGCGGGAAUGGACUGCUACCUGUCAAAGCCUCUGAAUCCAGAUCAGAUGAUACAGACGAUCCUCAAAUAUACUACUUCCACUGGUACUGCUUUGGUAGGGAAUGACUAG
Penicillium manginii is the source of this 3105-nucleotide messenger RNA. RefSeq names its product HAMP domain protein. Bases 1 to 3105 code for a protein of 1034 amino acids. Lineage: Eukaryota; Fungi; Ascomycota; Eurotiomycetes; Eurotiales; Aspergillaceae. Gene Ontology annotation, biological process: phosphorylation; cellular hyperosmotic response; phosphorelay signal transduction system. Gene Ontology annotation, molecular function: phosphorelay sensor kinase activity. The record is from RefSeq and is a predicted model, not a curated record. The transcript has 2 exons. Gene Ontology annotation, cellular component: membrane.